Camelina sativa (false flax) is the source of this 858-nucleotide messenger RNA. RefSeq lists its product as uncharacterized. NCBI's taxonomy places the organism in Eukaryota, Viridiplantae, Streptophyta, Magnoliopsida, Brassicales, Brassicaceae. The record is from RefSeq and is a predicted model, not a curated record. Gene Ontology annotation, molecular function: protein phosphatase inhibitor activity. Gene Ontology annotation, cellular component: cytoplasm.
UAAGUUGAGGCAUCGAACAUCGUCAUCGUGAAACGUGCAGCUCCGGAAAAAAAAAAUUAAAAAAGUAACUAAAAUAACCAGAUCCGAUCUGCUGACCCGGUUCCUCGCCGGAAUCUUCAUCAUACGGUAACCGCCGGCGAUAUCUUCAUUCUUCACUUGAGAUAAUUAAAUAUUAUGGAAGACGUCAAGGGGAAGGAGAUUAUUGAUGAUGCUCCCACUGAAAGCAAGGUUUCAGAUGAGGUGGAGACUCCUAAACAGCCAUCAUCUGAGUCUGAGGAAAAUGCCAUCAAGAAAAAGUACGGAGGAUUGUUGCCAAAGAAGAUUCCGUUGAUAUCCAAGGACCACGAACGCGCGUUUUUUGACUCGGCAGAUUGGGCUUUGGGCAAGCAAAAAGGACAAAAGCCGAAAGGACCUUUGGAAGCCCUCCGCCCGAAACUGCAGCCAACUCCGCAUCAGCAACCAAGAGCGAAACGAAUGGCUUAUUCUUCUGGCGAUACUGAAGACUCUGAGACUGACAACAACGAAUCUCCCGAUGACCAAGCCGGAGCAUCAGCUGUUGACAACACCAACGUAAAGGAAGAUGGAGGCAGCGAUGGUGACGCGAAAGACAGCCUAAAAUCGUGAACAACAAACAUAUAGAUCUCUUGAGGAGCAAACAAACAAACAUCACAUGUCAAGAAUAAGCGACCAGGUUUGCUUUGCAACGGUUGUAAUAUCAAAGUCUCUUACCUUAUCAUACUUGGGAUAGCAAAUCUGUAUCACAUACGAAUCUCGUGUCUCAGAACGUUUUAUUGGACGAUUGCAAAUGUUUUGCUUUAAUGAUCCAUCAAAGCCUUCUUAAUGAUUCAUUUACCUAAA